Messenger RNA from Sebastes umbrosus (honeycomb rockfish), 1957 nucleotides. RefSeq names its product rhotekin-like. Gene Ontology annotation, cellular component: actomyosin contractile ring. Gene Ontology annotation, biological process: mitotic cytokinesis; signal transduction; septin ring organization. The transcript has 13 exons. The coding region runs from base 1 to 1371 and encodes 456 amino acids. The record is from RefSeq and is a predicted model, not a curated record. NCBI's taxonomy places the organism in Eukaryota, Metazoa, Chordata, Actinopteri, Perciformes, Sebastidae.
AUGAGCAGCGAUAACAACCAGGAUGAGGAGGUGCUGAAGCAGAUUGAGAGGGAGGUGCGGAUGCGGGAGGGAGCCAGUAAGCUCCUGGCAGCUUGUUCCCGGAGAGAGCAAGCCCUGGAGGCCUCCAAGAGCCUGCUGACCUGCAAUGCCCGCAUUCUGGCUUUGCUCAGCCAACUACAGAGCAUGAGGAAAGCUCAGAUCCUGCAGAGAGUGGGACGCAGGCCAUCUGAAGAUGUUUUGCCAUGUUUGGGGAAAGUUUCCCUUUCAGACCUGCGAAUCCCACUGAUGUGGAAAGACUCAGAGUACUUCAAAAACAAAGGAGAGCUACAGCGCUGUGCUGUUUUCUGCCUGCUUCAGUGUGGCACAGAGAUCCAUGAGACCAAUCUGGUGAUGGUAGACAGGACUUUAACUGACAUCUGUUUUGAAGACACCAUCAUAUUCAGCAAAGAGGUGGGUCCAGGGUUCCAGCUUCGUGUUGAGCUGUACAGCAGUUGUGUGGUCGAGGACUUCUCCCCGGGUGCUCUAGGACCCAGGAGAGUGAACCGUCUGGGGGGCACAGUGGGAUGCUCCUCUGGGAAAAAGAUCCGUGCUGUGUUUGAGUCUGCAGCUGUUUGUGGAUCCAGUGGUGGAAAUGUAGGACCUGGAAGUGUGCCUCCGCCUUUAUCCCCUGACCUGUCUGCACUGGGGCCAAAGUAUAACCUGCUGGCUCACACAACGCUGAGAAUCGAACACGUCCAGGAUGGUUUCAAGACACAUGAUUUGUCAUUAGCAGCAACAGAGGAUAAUCCAUUCUGGUUGCCUCUGUAUGGCAACGUGUGUUGCCGCCUGGUUGCUCAGCCUCUGUGCAUGAUUCAGCCGAGCAUAAGUGGCCAGCUCAAGGUUAAGCUUGGAGAGGACCUUAAUUGCUGGGAAAAUGUGUACGGCGUCCUCAGGGGACAAAGCCUUCUCUGCUAUCAGAAUCAAGAAGACCUGGAGUCUGAGGGCAAGCCAUCACUUGUAAUCCAAGUCAAAAAGGAUACCCUUGUCUGUGUGUCAGAGAGAGACCCUGUCCAUUGCCAGAGUAUAUAUAUCAACACACGGCAUCAAGGAGAGGAUGUAACCUGUACGCUCACCACGCGCACAACUGAAGACGCGCAGCGCUGGAGCGAGGCCAUCCGCCAGCACGUCUAUAACAUGAGCCAGUGGAAGCAGUGUUGUGAUCACCUCAUGAAGAUCGAAAUGCAGAUCUCCAGGAAAGCCAUUCCAGUGAAGCAGGGAUCGCUAUACCAUGAAAUAGUAACACCCUCCUCUCCCGGAGAUGGUCUUGUGGUUCCGGAUUUAUCUGUUGAGAUCCGUACUUUGCUCUCUUCCUACCACAAGGAAAGUUAUUGAUGACCCUGCCACGGUCGCGCUGGAGGAGUGAGAAACUGUUCUUAUUUUAUUCAUUUGUGGUAACCACGCCUGGUCAAGGAAACGGACAUGGACAUGAUAAAUGGUGCUAUUUCAAAAUCUGCAGAGGACAAACUUACUGUUAAUAUCAGCUAUUUUUCAUUCUUCUACCUCUCCUCUCUGAAUCGUAACUGUUUACCCAACCAGCAAUAUUAGUAAAGAAAAAAACAAAGCUGUGAAAAGUGUGUCUGAAAUACCAACCCAAAACUGACUGCAUGGCCACUUUAAAUGUACCAUUGUCUCGAAAUACUGUACAUUUUGAGCAUGUAAAGAGAGACCAGUGCACAUACCAAGUUGCCUCUAACAAUUAGUCUGUCGACCUUUAAUCAGUUCCAGUAUGUUGAUGUGAACUUGCCCAAUGUUUGUGAUGUCUGCUUUGAGAAAUUGGAGACUAGUCUGCCACUAAUGUGUUGCUAAGGUGAGUCUCAAGUGUAUGAGACACAAACAUCAACCUGCUUUCUCUCUGAAAUUGAUUGGCAGACCAUUUAAUAUAGCGAGACAAACAAUAAACAACAAAUAAAUACAAGUA